This is a messenger RNA of Fusarium keratoplasticum, 2070 nucleotides long. RefSeq names its product Helo-like-N domain-containing protein. Lineage: Eukaryota; Fungi; Ascomycota; Sordariomycetes; Hypocreales; Nectriaceae. The transcript has 4 exons. Bases 1 to 2070 code for a protein of 689 amino acids. The record is from RefSeq and is a predicted model, not a curated record.
AUGGAGCCCGUUUCUUUGGCUUUCGGUGUCGUCUCUCUGGGUAUGCAGCUUGUCCAGACAGCUGCUGCCAUCAGGGAACGCAUCGAUGCCUACAAGUCAGCGGCCAAAGAGCUAUCAAUCCUAUCUGACAAGCUGGACGACAUCGAAGCCAUAUGCUACUCUCUUGAAGCAGCCUUCGGUUGCUAUGAGCAGGCACCCAAACCCUGGGACGCCAUGCUACUAAAGAAGCUGCAUCGCAUCAUGAGUGACUGCCGCGACAAGGUUUCACGGCUAUACGAUAUCAUCAACAAGAUUACGUCGUCUCAAUCAAAUAGGCACAUACCACUAAACACCACGGGGGCACGUUUUCUUCAGCACAGGAGUACAAUACGGAAAUGCAAUGACGAGCUGGAUCAGUCCCUCACCUCCCUCCACUUGCACAUGACGACCAAUAUCCUAGUUAUGAAUCUGCGACCACUACCACAAACCUGCAACUCAUUCAGUCUGAAUGUUGCCACGACCACACAAGUUGAAACCAACAUGAAGAACAGUGUCGACUCAGCAGUCAUAAAGUACCGAAAGAGUCGAGCAAGGCAAAACGUACAAACUCAGACGUGGAACUUGUCAUAUUCCUCAUUAUGCCGUCUCGAAAGGACAAAAGUACGAAAGGUGAAGCAAUCCAAGUCUUCCCCCGCUACAGUUCAAGAAGAGACCUCGUUCCUCAUCGGUUCGCCGCUUCUGGGGCUAUACGUAAAGCUCUCACUCCAACGUGGAUCGCUUAGUCCUUUAUCCGUUUCACUGCGGUUUCCCCAUAUAUUCACCUUCGCCUCCGACUCGUGGUUCUUGACGGAUAUUGCGAGGGCUUUUAGAAUGGACAGCGUUGGAAAGUUACGGCAUAUCUUUGAUCAAUACUCCAUCACCCCUUCUACGAGCUUGGCUUUCGUAGAUUCAACGUCAAACAAAACUGACACAUUACUGGGGUUAGCCAUUUCGAACAAGGCAACCCGCAUUCACGACUUCCUAAUCGAUCGGUGUCCCAGCUUAUGCCAUGAACGGCGACACCUCCCCAUCGGCUAUGGCAUGCUUUACGGACCCUCCACAGCCAAUAGUAGCCUUGAUGAUACUUGUGCGCGUGCGAGCGCUUACAUCGACAUGCGAGGUGACGCCCUUGAACCUAGCGAGUUCUAUGCUCUACUUCAGGGCUGGUCGUCUCCGACGCACAUGGGUUUCCUCGUCGACACUUGCAAGCAGCUUUUCCCAGGAGAAUGGGAGCCCUUUAACAGAUAUCUCUGGAACCAUAUAUUCCGUUCUUUUGAGAAAGUAUGCGACCACUCAAUCCUUACCACCCAGGAGGUCGACAGGGAUGUAAUGGUCGGAUUGGCAGGUCUUACGCGACAAGUAAUUUCUGAUGGGUUGGAUAUCCACUGCAACAUGACAUUCCAUGAGCUGUCAGUCCAUGGACUGAAAUCUGCUCUACAAAGCUUGGUCGACUACGGCGGGAGAAAGACUCUCUUCUAUUGCCAUCAGUGGGUUGAGAUGUUGCACCAAGCUGGCGUUGAUGUUGAUAUCUACCUCGAGAGAGAGAUACAGGCUAUAAGUGCGGCCUGGGACUCCCAUUUUGAGGACGAGGCUUACAUCCGAGAGUUGAAAGUCGAGGAGUACAUGGGCAGAAACCUUCCCACUUGGGUCAUGUCAUUUGCUGCCACAGAUGCUCCUGAGUUGUUCUCAGAAUUCCCUCACCUCGUCUCAUGGAAUUCCUUUGGGUACAUCAUUCCAGGCAAGAAGACUCCGGGAGACAUUUACCACAUGCCAGAUGAGCCCAAGCCACAUCAGGGUUGGAAGCAAGUCUUGCAGGUAUCUGGCGGAGUUGUUCGUCCACCUCUCGAGCGGUGGUCGCUUAACUGGCACCGACCCCCAAGGCCUUUGGAUGAAGAAGGCAGGAAAAUGGUCGAGGGGCUUGCAUAUGCAUGCGACUUGAUGGAAAGCCGGUUCGAGCGAAAGAGACUGAAGAAGUUGCGCAAGGCUGGAUACAUGAGGGAAUUUGCUCCGUUGAGGUUUAAAGAAAGGAUCCCUGGAACGUGGGUGGAAUAG